This is a messenger RNA of Sapajus apella (tufted capuchin), 8233 nucleotides long. RefSeq names its product cadherin 6 (gene CDH6). NCBI's taxonomy places the organism in Eukaryota, Metazoa, Chordata, Mammalia, Primates, Cebidae. The transcript is spliced from 12 exons. Gene Ontology annotation, biological process: cell-cell junction assembly; calcium-dependent cell-cell adhesion; homophilic cell-cell adhesion. Gene Ontology annotation, cellular component: adherens junction; plasma membrane; catenin complex. The coding region runs from base 352 to 2724 and encodes 790 amino acids. Gene Ontology annotation, molecular function: cadherin binding; calcium ion binding. The record is from RefSeq and is a predicted model, not a curated record.
ACAAAGUCCUCCUCUCUUUGCUCCCUCCCACUUCAUUCACUUGCAAAUCAGUGUGUGCCCACAAGAGCCAGCUCUCCGGAGCCCGUAACCUUCGCAUCCCGAGAGCUGCAGUUUCGGCCGCGACAGCGAGAACUGCAAAGCCAGCGACCGCGGCGGCGGCGGCGGAGGCAGGAGGAGGCUGGGCGGGUCGCAGGGUCUCCGCGGACGCAGGAGGCGAACAGAGAUAUCCUCUGAGAGCCAAGCAAAGAACAUUAAGGAAGGAAGGAGGAAUGAGGCUGGAUACAGUGCAGUGAAAAAGGCAGUUCCCAGAGAGGGGCACUCACGACCCAGAGACUCGACGGUGCUAUCAGCAUGAGAACUUACCGCUACUUCUUGCUGCUCUUUUGGGUGGGUCAGCCCUACCCAACUCUCUCAGCUCCACUAUCUAAGAGGACUAGUGGUUUCCCAGCAAAGAAAAGGGCCCUGGAGCUCUCUGGAAACAGCAAAAAUGAGCUGAACCGUUCAAAAAGGAGCUGGAUGUGGAAUCAGUUCUUUCUCCUGGAGGAAUACACAGGAUCCGAUUAUCAGUAUGUGGGCAAGUUACAUUCAGACCAGGAUAGAGGAGAUGGAUCACUUAAAUAUAUCCUUUCAGGAGAUGGAGCAGGAGAUCUCUUCAUUAUUAAUGAAAACACAGGCGACAUACAGGCCACCAAGAGGCUGGACAGGGAAGAAAAGCCCGUUUACAUCCUUCGAGCUCAAGCUAUAAACAGAAGGACAGGGAGACCCGUGGAGCCCGAGUCUGAAUUCAUCAUCAAGAUCCAUGACAUCAACGACAAUGAGCCGAUAUUCACCAAGGACGUUUACACAGCCACCGUCCCCGAAAUGUCUGAUGUCGGUACAUUUGUUGUCCAAGUCACCGCAACGGAUGCAGAUGAUCCAACAUAUGGGAACAGUGCUAAAGUUGUCUACAGUAUUCUACAGGGACAGCCCUAUUUUUCAGUUGAAUCAGAAACAGGUAUCAUCAAGACAGCUUUGCUCAACAUGGAUCGAGAAAACAGGGAGCAGUAUCAAGUGGUGAUUCAAGCCAAGGAUAUGGGCGGCCAGAUGGGAGGCCUAUCUGGGACCACUACAGUCAAUAUCACGCUGACUGAUGUCAACGACAACCCUCCCCGAUUCCCGCAGAGUACAUACCAGUUUAAAACUCCUGAAUCUUCUCCACCGGGUACACCAAUUGGCAGGAUCAAAGCCAGCGAUGCUGAUGUGGGAGAAAAUGCUGAAAUUGAGUACAGCAUCACAGAUGGCGAAGGGCUGGAUAUGUUUGAUGUCAUCACUGACCAGGAAACCCAGGAAGGGAUUAUAACUGUCAAAAAGCUCUUGGACUUUGAAAAGAAGAAAGUGUAUACCCUUAAAGUGGAAGCCUCCAAUCCUCAUGUUGAGCCACGAUUUCUCUACCUGGGGCCUUUCAAAGAUUCAGCCACGGUUAGAAUUGUGGUGGAGGAUGUAGAUGAGCCUCCCGUCUUCAGCAAACUAGCCUACAUCUUACAAAUAAGAGAAGAUGCUCAGAUCAACACCACAAUAGGCUCCGUCACAGCCCAAGAUCCAGACGCUGUCAGGAAUCCUAUCAAGUACUCUGUUGAUCGACACACAGAUAUGGACAGAAUAUUCAACAUAGAUUCUGGAAAUGGUUCCAUUUUUACAUCGAAACUUCUUGACCGCGAAACACUGCUAUGGCACAACAUUACAGUGAUAGCAACAGAGAUCAAUAAUCCAAAGCAAAGUAGCCGAGUACCUCUAUAUAUUAAAGUUCUAGAUGUCAAUGACAACGCCCCAGAAUUUGCAGAGUUCUAUGAAACUUUUGUCUGUGAAAAAGCAAAGGCAGAUCAGUUGAUUCAGACCCUACAUGCUGUUGACAAGGAUGACCCUUAUAGUGGACACCAAUUUUCAUUUUCUUUGGCCCCUGAAGCAGCCAGUGGCUCAAACUUUACCAUUCAAGACAACAAAGACAACACGGCGGGAAUCUUAACUCGGAAAAAUGGCUAUAAUAGACACGAGAUGAGCACCUAUCUCUUGCCUGUGGUCAUUUCAGACAACGACUACCCAGUUCAAAGCAGCACUGGGACAGUGACUGUCCGGGUCUGUGCAUGUGACCACCACGGGAACAUGCAGUCCUGCCAUGCGGAGGCGCUCAUCCACCCCACGGGACUGAGCACGGGGGCUCUGGUUGCCAUCCUUCUGUGCAUCGUGAUCCUACUAGUGACAGUGGUGCUGUUCGCAGCGCUGAGGCGGCAGCGAAAAAAAGAGCCUUUGAUCAUUUCCAAAGAGGACAUCAGAGAUAACAUUGUCAGUUACAACGACGAAGGUGGUGGGGAGGAGGACACCCAGGCUUUUGAUAUCGGCACCCUGAGGAAUCCUGAAGCCAUAGAGGACAACAAAUUACGAAGGGACAUUGUGCCCGAAGCCCUUUUUCUACCCCGACGGACUCCAACAGCUCGAGACAACACCGAUGUCAGAGAUUUCAUUAACCAAAGGUUAAAGGAAAAUGACACGGACCCCACUGCCCCGCCAUACGACUCCUUGGCCACUUACGCCUACGAAGGCACUGGCUCCGUGGCGGAUUCCCUGAGCUCGCUGGAGUCAGUGACCACGGAUGGAGAUCAAGACUAUGAUUACCUUAGUGACUGGGGACCUCGAUUCAAAAAGCUUGCAGAUAUGUACGGAGGAGUGGACAGUGACAAAGACUCCUAAUCUGUUGCCUUUUUCAUUUUCCAAUACGACGCUGAAAUAUGUGAAGUGGCUAUUUCUUUAUAUUUAUCCACUACUCCGUGAAGGGUUCUCUGUUCUACCCGUUUUAAAAGCCAAUGGCUGCCCUCUGUGUGGAUCCAAUGGUAGAGACUUUUUUCUACUACACUUUUAUGAGCUUCCAAGGGGCAAAUUUUUAUUUUUUAGUGCAUCCAGUUUACCAAGUCAUCCCAACAGGCACGGGCCAGAGGGGAGGACAGGGAACAAUGUUUCCAUUUGUUCUCAGAGCAACGUGCUCACUUCUGCUGGCCUGGUGAUUUACUACACGCCGUGUCAGGCCUGCCUACUGCCCUAACUACACAUUUCACAGGCUAAUGGGAUAAGCGACUGCGCUUUAAAGAUAAAAAUAUCAUAGUGAAAGAAAUGAGGGCAUAUCAGCUCACAAGGAGAUAAACUACAUGGGGGGGUUUAUUUCUGUCGCAAAGAAUUUAAAAUAACACUUGCCCAUCCUUAUUGUUCUUCAAGAACUUUCUCUGGCAUCAACCACUAUUCAAAACCUCAAAUCCACCCAUAUGUUAAAAUUCUCAUUACCCUUAAGGAAUAGAAGCAAAUUAAACGGUAACAUCCAAAAACAACCACAAACUUAGUAUGACUUCAUUCCUUCCACUAACUCAUAAUUGGUUAUAUCCUAGACUAGACAUGCGAAAGUUUGCCUUUGUACCAUAUAAAGGGGGCGGGGAAAUAGCUAAUAAUGUUAACAAAGGAAAUAUAUUUUAGCAUACGUUAAAAGCUUUGGCCACCACAUGUAUCACGGGUCCCUUGAAAUUCUUUCAACUAUCAGUAGGCUAAUGUCAAAAUUGUUUAAAAAUUCUUGAAGAAUUUUCCUGAGAUAAAUUUUAACUCCUUGUCUAUAGUUGUCAGUAUUAUUCUACUAUACUGUAUAUGAAAGUAGCAGUGUGAAGUACAAUAAUUCAUAUUCUUCAUAUCCUUCUUACACAACUAAGUUGAAUUAGUAAAGUUAGAUUAAAUAAAACUUGAAUCUCACUCUACGAGUUCACUGGGGAGGUUAGAGCUACACUUGAACCUAAUACCCUGCCCUUGACAUCUGGAAACGUCUACCUAUUUAUAUAAUGUGAUACAUUUGGAUAAACAACGUUGAGAUUAUGAUGAAAACUUACAUAUUCCAUGUUUGGAAGACCCUUACAAAGGGAAAAUUGGAUUCCUUUAAACAAAAAUGUAAUUAAAACGAUAUAGUUGAUUUUCAAAAGCAUUAAUUUUUUUUUCAUUGUUUUUAACUUUGCUUUCAUGAUCACCCUGCCAUCCUUGACUUUGAACUAAUGAUAAAGUAAUGGUCUCAAACUAUGACAGAAAAGUAAUGCAAAAUCCAUUCAAUCUAUUAUUUCUCUAAUUAUGCAAUUAGCCUCAUAGUUAUUAUCCAGAGGACUCAAUUGAACUGAACUAAUCCUUCUGGCAAAUUCAAAUCAUUUCUUUCACACGGUUGUUCUAAUGACUUUUAUCAUUAGAAUCUUACCUUGUGUAGUCAUCAGAAAUUUCCAACGUACUGUAAUGAAAACAAACAUCCUUUUUGAAAACCUAAAAGACAGGCUCUGUAUAUAUAUAGACUUAAGAAUAUGCUGAGUUCACUUAUUAGUCUUAAGGAUUUAUUUUCAAUUAAUAUUAAUUUUCUAUGAAUAAUUUUAGUGUCAUUUCCAUUUGGGGAUAUUGACAUAUCAGUACAUAUUUUCUGUUUGGAAACAUGCUGUUGUUUAGUUAUGUUUUAAAUAGGCGUAUUACCCAAGAAGUUAAGAUGGAAAUUUUAAAAGAAGAGAAGUGUAGUAUUUUGGGUUACCUGAUUCGAGUGAAAAUUUUUACAAUCAUAUUAUUCCUGUGUCUUCUGAAUGGUUUCCAAUUUUAUAAUGGACUGUCCUAUAUAUUAACAAGUAUUUCAUGCUUGAGGUGUUUCUUGCUUUCAGGGUUUUCUUUUCUCUAAUUCUUCAUACACACACACACACACACCACACACACACACACACACACAGAGGAAUGCAACAAAGGGCUAUAUGAAGUCUUCGCUCCAAUUAAUUGAUAUGUAUCAUAGUCACAGGUAAGUGUUGAAAAAAGCUUAGUAAAGUUAAUUAAUAAAAACUAGUUAUUCAUAGCAAUACAACAGCACCUUAAUCACACAAUUUACUAUAAAAUUAAAGAGGUCUCUAUUCUUAUGUUUUAUGUCAUGUAACAAAUUGAAUCAAGAAAGAUAGUCCUGUAAAAAGAAAGGUAUCAUCUGAAGUUGAGGAUUGACGCUAGCAAUUUCCAAUGUUUAAAGGAAAGAUCUGCGUUCUCCUAAUAAGUGAAAGUAAGUUCUAUGGCAGAAUAUCUGAGAUGUAAUUGGCAAGGUCCUUUAUCCCUCCCUAAAGAUGAUACAGCAUACCAAGAACAGGUUAAUAUGACUACUUAUGGAAAUAACAUUAAUCUCUUAUCACAAAAGCUGAUGAUGAAGUAAAUUUAUAGGAAACUGGAUAAUUUGAGACUGGGGCUGAAUAUUUAGUACCACGGUACUGUAAGUAUCAAGUUGGAGUGGCAUUUUCCUAUAAUUCAGACUCUUUGACAUCGUGGAACCAAUAGGAGACAUAGUUCCAUCACUCUCCAGCUUCCUGUCACUUCCUUCCCUCCCCAAGUAUCAGGUCAAACAUCAUUGCAUGUACAGAUUUUGUUUUGUUUUGUUUUUAAUUGCUAGGUCCCAGGCAACAUGAAAGAUUACUGGAGAAAAAAAUAAUUUUCAGCUCAGUUUUUUCAUUGUCUGUGUCCUAAUUUUAGAUGUUGGUGAUAGGAAAGAUGGAAGGAGAGUGGGAAGAAGUAAAAUUUUAAUAUUGGUUUCGAUCACUGAGAAACUAAAAUCCAUUAAACAUAACCAGAUUGCUUUUGUGGGUUGUUUCAAGGACAUUGAGAUCUUUCUGAUGAUAUGUUUUUGCCCUCUAUUCAAAAAGAAGAGUUCCUUUAAACUACUAAGAUGUUCCCCAGAAUAUGCUGAAUUUUAAAAAACAUUAAGCGAUUGUUUAAAGCCCCUUCACUUCCUGGCCACUUUCUGCUGAAAGGUCUAAAAAACACAUGUGCCAAAAUAAGUAAAUAAAUCAAACGGGAAAGAAGCAAAGAUGAUUCCAUAGAACCAUAAGAGAGGAAAUCUGGGUGCAGUAAAUAAAUAGAUGUUCUUUCCAGAACUUUCCUGCCUUUACAGUUUGGGUACAUAAAGGGAUGUUCAGCAACGAAGUUACUCCCUUUUCAGAUGGAACAAAACCUGCCCAUUUAAUUUUAACUCAGUAUUUUAAAAAAAAGUGUGGUUUAGUUUUUAUUUUCAGUUCCCAAAAAGUUGGGCAAAAAGUUCUUAAAAAUGGAAUCUGUAUCUUAGAAGCAUCCAAAUUUUAUGAAUCCAAAUUAACUUUAGAAUGUUUCCAUUACUUUCACUUUUACAUACAUAAAUUUUCAAUGUCCUGAUCGGCUGAACAAUAUCUCACAUCAAAUGCUUUGCCUGGAAAUAGAUCUUCCAUCAGGGAUAAUGGUGUGUAAACUAUGAGUUGGACAAUUCUGUAUACUCAAGCACCAUUAAAAGCAUGCAGUUGAAAAGAAAGAUCAAAGAUGAUUACUGUGCACAAACUAAAUAUUUAAACCACAUACUCAUUCUUAUCAGCUAAAUUCAUUUUCACCAGGAGCAGACCACCAAAUAAAUUAUUUUAUUCUAAUCACUAGUUUUGAAGCAGUAUAAUUACUCUGGAAGAAGACUCUAAAAAGUCAUGAUUCCCCACUAUUUUGAAAUGUAUCCUCUAACAAGGAUCAUUUUAGUGUAAUCUUAAUUCUUAUAUUUUAUCAAGAUGAAAUAUUUUUUGAAUUGUGACAUUAUAAAAGGGGACUCAAAAUCCAAGCAGUCUGUGUUUAAAUUAACACUACAACCUUCCUUAUCAGAUUCUAAGAGUAGAAAAACUAACACUUGGUAUGUGAAUCUUCAGGAAAAUGAGCUGUUUCCUAAGCUCAAAUAAGCAGCUUCCUUUUCCAGAGAAUAUAGAAUUAUACUGUGGUCUCCUUAAAUGUUCAGUAGCUCUUACGGUCACAGCAUUUUUAAUCUCCCUGUGGCAUCUUUAUGGAAUAAUUUUCUUAAGGGAUAAUUCUCUACUAAAAAUAUCAGACCCCAACCAUAUUUAAUGUGGAGAGCAAUACCCUCUUAGAAAAUACAUUGACUCAUACACUUGUUAAAAGUUAAUAAAGAAAUAGCUCAUUUUUAAAGCCAGAAGUUUAUGGUCUCUGCAUCAUCAAUUUAAUUUAAGCAUUGCUGAGACAAUCUUUAAUCUACUCCCCAUUUUGUAAUACCUUAUUUAUGGUGCAUUUUCAUCUUUAUUUGGGGGAAACGUUAGCCCAGCAGAGCCGGCAAAUGAAAGUGUUGAAAAGAGGUCAAAUGGAAACAAAGGCUCUUGCCCGCUGCAUUUCAGACAGGACUGAGGCACUUAGCUGAGGAGCCACUGGGUUAUUAGAUUAAUUUCAAAAGAGCUUUACAAGUUGCUUAAUUCCAUUUUUUUUUUUCAAAAACCCAUGAACCACAAACUCAAAUUUCUCCUCAAAUGGGGUUAAUUUGACAAAUGAGGCAUGGAUCCAGCCUUGUGGAAAAAGCAUUCCACUCUAAUGAGGUCUUGGUCUUUCUUGUGAGGCGAUGCUAUUUAUGUAAAUAUGUCUGGAGCCACCUUCUCUAAGCUUUUAGUUUUCUAUGAUCUGUUAGUUUAGUGUUUAUUAAAGAAUCAAAUGUAUAGAAUUACUAGGCAUUCGGGGAGAAUACUGUGUAGCAAAUGUAAAACUGAUCCGCUCAGAAGAAACGUAGGAAUGCUUCAAACCCACUGUACUGUUUUGUUUGAGAUUAUUUUUCAUUGCUUUCAGAGUGAACUGCAUAGGAAUCGGCCUUAUAAUAAAUGCUAUGUGCGUCUUCAGUAGUACCAAGCUAAGGCAAUUUGGCAUUCUCCCACUGUGAUUUGUGAUUUUCAAACCCAGAAAAUAAAAGCUUUUUGGUAUUGAUUGUUUUUAAUUAAAACCACUUGCAAGUAUAAACUGAAAUUGAUGCCACCCUUGAAGACUGACUGGCGGGCGUGCUCAGUUCUUGUUUUCCUCAGUAUCAUUCAUGUCUUCGGCAACAAAAACACCUGAUGAAAGCAAGCCCUGCUCAGCUUCCGUUGACAUUUCUAGGUAGGAAGAUCUUCAUAACCUCGAAGUUUACCUAAGAAAGUUUUCUGUGUUAGAAGAAUGGGGUUGAGAGUAUUCACUUUGAGCUCAGUGUGGCCGGGCCUUUUGUGGCAGUCAAAUGGCAAAUACGCACUCCUUGAAAUGGCUUCUUUUAUUUUGUUUUGUUUUCUUAGACUUAUAAAUUUGAAAAGAAUGCAAUUUAAAAAGUGAUUUCUCACAAAGAGUAAAUAUGCCUUUUGCAAAUCAAUUUUUGUAACAAGUUAUUUAUAUGAUAUUACUUAAUAAACUGCCUUUUUUCUAA